UUUUAAACUACCCUUCAACAACCAGUCCCAACCCCAACAAAUUAAGGCUUGAAAUAAUAACAAUAAUAAUACAAUCCCCAUCGUUGUCUCUGCCUUCCCACAACCACCAACGAUGGACCAGAAUCUAGCUCGCCCGGUUUUGGGAGAGAUGGUAGGGACUUUUUUGUUGAUGAUCUGUGUGAGUGGGGUGACGGCGACCGGCCAGCUGAUGGGCGGUCAGAUGGGUCUAUUGGACUAUGCCGUCGCCGCCGGUUUGACGGUUGGGGUUUUGACUUUCUGCUUUGCUCCCAUUUCCGGUGCUCAUUUUAAUCCAGCCAUCACUCUUGCCUCCGCCAUUUUUGGUCACUUCCCUUGGUCUAGGGUAAUGGCAUAUGGAGUGGCUCAAACGACGGGUUGUGUAAUUGGAACAUAUGCAGCAAUGUUUGUUUACGACAUAAAACCACAACAAUUGAUGACUACUCCAACUCCACCAUUUCAUUCUCACGUUAUUUCCGCUUUCUUCCUCGAAUUUCUUGCAACUUUCAUUCUCAGCUUCCUCCUUUCUUCUUUACCCUAUCAACCACAAUCAGUUGGUCUAUCGGGCUUUGUCAUUGGAAUGGCCAUUGGGCUUGCUGUGUUUAUCGCCGGGCCCAUUUCAGGUGCAUCAAUGAACCCGGCAAGAUCUCUGGGGCCGGCAAUUGUUUCAUGGGCUUUCGAUGACAUAUGGAUCUAUAUUACAGCUCCGGUCAUUGGAGCCAUUACCGGUGCCUUCUUGAGCGGCGUCCUCCGCCUUCGUCCUCCGCCGCUCCAUUCUUCCGCCUCCCCUUCUGACGGCGGACUUUUUCGCUCGGCCAACGCUUAUUUAAUUUCUUAGCAAAUCAUCUCCCUUCAUCAUCUAUAGUUGUGUUAUAUAUUUAAAUUAUUUACUUAAUUUAGGAUAAAAUCGUACAAAUUUAUUGACAAUUAAAUUUGAAUUAAUUGGUUGUUUUGUAAUAUUAGUUGAAAUACAUGUAAGUUAGUUGUUA
Molecule: messenger RNA, 1004 nt
Organism: Benincasa hispida (wax gourd)
Lineage: Eukaryota; Viridiplantae; Streptophyta; Magnoliopsida; Cucurbitales; Cucurbitaceae
Gene: NIP7;1
Product: NOD26-like intrinsic protein 7;1
Biological process (GO): transmembrane transport
Cellular component (GO): membrane
Molecular function (GO): channel activity
Source: RefSeq, a predicted model, not a curated record